Daldinia vernicosa is the source of this 590-nucleotide messenger RNA. RefSeq lists its product as uncharacterized. The record is from RefSeq and is a predicted model, not a curated record. NCBI's taxonomy places the organism in Eukaryota, Fungi, Ascomycota, Sordariomycetes, Xylariales, Hypoxylaceae. The transcript is spliced from 2 exons. Bases 63 to 590 code for a protein of 175 amino acids.
CCUAGCACUAACAACAUCCCCUAAUUUACCGACCUCAAACCUCACAGAAAACAGCCGAUAAAAUGUCAGAUAAAUCUACCAGCUCCUCCAGUGUACCCAAGCGCUCGGACAGCCCCUCGAUCCCAAAGCCAAACACGCCCGAGGAAAAACCACCAACGAAGAUAGCUCCAAUGCCAUCUCUAGCCGAAAAGAAAACUAGGUUCUGGAUCGAAGAUGAUAAAACUCUAUAUCUCAAGAAAGGAGAGCCAUUCUCCUUGACAAUCAAACGAGAUACUGAUUCAGAGAUACCGCUCAAUCAUGUCAGACUCGACGCGUAUCGAGUGCCUCCGCAUGAUGAUAGUGUUGAAGCAAUGAGACACGAAGGGAGUUGGACUCCCGAGCUCCAGAAAUGCAAACGGUUUUUAUUUUGGAAAGGAACGCGUUCCUUGACAUUCAAUAACCUUUCCAUAGGGGUACGUGGAGAUUUCCGCAUCAAAGUAUCUGUUCAUGAGUUGCAUCCAACGGAAGAUCCCAAUGUAGUACAGUAUGAAUGGGUUGACAGCUUUUAUAGCGAAAUCAUCCAUAACUACCAAAGGCUAAUGAAGGAUUAG